GGUACCCUAGUCACAGUGGGAGAGGAAACAGUGCACGCUGUUUGUGCGCGCUCCCGCGCCACCACUCCAUCCCACAGUCACACACUUUGCAUCGUCCCGUUCGCUGACGGGAAACAUCCCACGGCACGCAAAGAUGACCAUCAACACUCUGGCGAGAGGAGGCUCGCACCGGGAACAAAUGACAUGCUUUCGCAAGAUGGAGAAGGUGAUCGUGGCCAUGCAGGACCCUGAUAUGGGCGUCAAGAUGAGGAACCAGAGGCUCCUUAUAACGGUCAUUCCGCACGCCAUGACAGGCCGUGACAUCAUCGAGUGGCUCGGUCACAAAUACAACAUAUGCGAAGAAGAGGCUCUGCAUCUGGGUGGCAUGCUGGUGAGGUAUGGCUACAUGUACCCUCUCAAGGAGCCACGAUCCCUGGUGCUGCAUCCCGAUGAGACGCCUUACCGCUUCCAGACCCCUUACUUCUGGACCAGCACUCGGUGGCCUGCCUCUGAGCUGGACUACGCGAUCUACUUGGCUAAAAAGAACAUCAGAAAACAAGGAGAGCUGAUGGAAUAUGAAAAGGAGCGGUACAGUUUGUUGCACAAGAGGAUCAACCACACCUGGGACUUUGUGGUGAUGCAAGCCAGAGAGCAACUCAGAGCAUCCAAACAAAGGCGGAAGGCGGACCGUAUUGUUCUAGAGUGUCAGGAGCAGGCGUACUGGCUCAUCAACAGACCCCCGCCUGGCGUGCCUAAUGUGCUGGACAUGGGACUUGCACGGCCAAAAAACUCCAAUUUACAAGUUGUGCUGAAUAGUGACUACUACAAAAGAGAGAUUGAUACGUGUAAGAGGGCCCUGGGAAGAAACCGUGUCAAGUCAUCCAUCUGCCUGGAAGGUUUCGUGAAAUUCAGCGAGCAGUACCAGACCCACGACCCCAUAAUGCAGGGUUGUCUUCCCAGUAACCCCUGGAUCUCUGAUGACACCGCACUUUGGAGCAUGAAUGCGGAAAUGGUGCCCGUCCCCACUCGUCUCCGUGUGGAACGCUGGAGCUUCAGCUUCAUGAAACUUCUCAAUGACACCAUGGGGAGGCGUGAAUUCAUGACUUACCUUGAGAAAGAGUUCAGCGCUGAGAACUUGUGUUUCUGGCAGGCCUGCGAGGACAUCAGGCAUGGAGAAAGUUCCAAGAUGGUGGAGAAGGUGGGAGAAAUGUACAAAAACUUCCUGGCCCCUGGAGCUGCUCGCUGGGUGAACAUUGACAGUAAAACCAUGGACAAGACCUUAGAGGGCCUCCAACAGCCGCAUCGCUUUGUCAUGGACGAUGCACAGCUGCACAUCUACUUCCUCAUGAAGAAGGACUCUUAUCCCAGAUAUCUUAAAUCCGACCUUUACAAGAACAUGCUAGCCAGAGCUAUCAUUCCGCAGGAGACAAAGAAAAGCGUGUUCCCCUUCAUGAGGCGACAACGCCACUCCAGCCCCUCCCCCGCUCAGGCCGCCACCCACGAAGACGGGCACGCCCCAGGGUCCUGCGGACAGGCGGGUACCAGCUCCGCGGCCGUCUGACGCCUGACCGAAAAAGGCAUAAAAAAAAACCCACACCGUGGUUUCAGUUUGUGUUAGUGGUCGCCGUAGUAACGAUCAAAGAAGGUAAACUAUGCAACGACUGACGCUUCUGUCUCUGUCGAAUAAAAACACAUAACAGGGUCUUUCCAGAGCAAGUCGUAUUCCCAAAGCACCAGCAGUUAGCAAAAGUAUUUAUUGUUAGUCCCCUAAAAGCUUGUUUUGGGCUUUAAAUUGAUUGACUCUUGACUCAUUGGUCUCCAUCCAUUUGACUGAUUUUAUGGGAAAUGGUAGUUCCCAAAGCAAUAUAGGUGUACAUUUUAUGUCUCGGCAUGUUCGUGUGUAUUAUUGAUGCUUUUCUUCAUUCUAGGCUGUCAUAUCUGCAAUAAAAUUAUCAUGAUGAGAGACAAGAAGACAAAUGUUGUCAUUUGACUGAUUUUAUGGGAAAUGGUAGUUCCCAGAGCAAUAUAGGUGUACAUUUUAUGUCUCGGCUUGUUUCUGUGUAUUAUUGAUGCUUUUCUUCAUUCUAGGCUGUCAUAUCUGCAAUAAAACUAUCAUUAUGAGAGACAAGAAGACAAAUGUUGUCAUUUGAUUGAUUUUAUGGGAAAUGGUAGUUCCCAGAGCAAUAUAGGUGUACAUUGUGUCAUUUUAUGUCUCGGCAUGUUUCUGUGUAUUAUUGAUGCUUUUCUUCAUUCUAGGCUGUCAU
Entelurus aequoreus (snake pipefish) is the source of this 2243-nucleotide messenger RNA. It is a transcript of the gene rgs11, whose product is annotated as regulator of G protein signaling 11. The record is from RefSeq and is a predicted model, not a curated record. Gene Ontology annotation, biological process: G protein-coupled receptor signaling pathway; regulation of G protein-coupled receptor signaling pathway; intracellular signal transduction. NCBI's taxonomy places the organism in Eukaryota, Metazoa, Chordata, Actinopteri, Syngnathiformes, Syngnathidae. The transcript is spliced from 18 exons. The coding region runs from base 134 to 1540 and encodes 468 amino acids.